Molecule: messenger RNA, 1462 nt
Organism: Oreochromis niloticus (Nile tilapia)
Lineage: Eukaryota; Metazoa; Chordata; Actinopteri; Cichliformes; Cichlidae
Gene: inha
Product: inhibin subunit alpha
Exons: 2
Coding region: 209-1249 (346 amino acids)
Cellular component (GO): extracellular region
Molecular function (GO): growth factor activity; cytokine activity
Source: RefSeq, a predicted model, not a curated record
AGAAUGCCUUACUUCACAGACUUCCCUCAGAGGCAGAUAGCACGCAGAGACAAAACAAAUAUGUUAGAAAACAGGGAAAGCAACAGGAGGGAAUCCAUUUUCUAGAGGCAACCAGACAAACAAGGCAGACUCUGAAACUGUAAAAAUAGUUGCGCCUACUUUAAGGAUUUUUUUUUUCCUCCCAUCAAGAGUUUCAAAAUAUAUAGUCAUGGUGUCCUGUGCUGCCCUCAUCCUGGGUCCUCUUUGGAUCCAUGGUCUGAUUCAAGCUUGCAUGGGUGAGGAGCUGUCCCGUGGGGCUGUGCUAUCCUGGUUCAAAGUACGGGUUCUGGAGGGUCUCGGGCUCGAAGAACCCCCUCUGACGCUGCAAGGUCCCGAUGCAGAUAGGUUACUUCCUGAUACGAGGCACCUGCACCAGAGGGCCCACAGGACAAGCAGAACAUCAUGGGUUAAUCCUCAAACCCGUCCGAACCAGGAAUCAUCUCAAAUAAUUCUGUUCCCGGGUUCAGACUGUACCAAAUCGGACUCAGCUCAGAGAGAAACUGCAAACAGACAUAUGACAUAUUACUUCCAGCCCUCCAUCAACAGCCAGGACACUGUAGUCACAUCAGCCCACUUCUGGUUCUUUGCAGGCGAAGCAGUCACAGCUAACUCCUCUGCCCAGCUUUUCAUUGUAACCACAGCACUAGAACUACUCCAGGCAGCGGAGGCUCCAUCAAAGUCAAGCUCUGAUGGAUGGACCACCUACCAUCUGGAGCAAAACCUGCUGGCCCUCGUCGCCGAAGGCCCCUUUCUUCUUCAGGUCCGCUGUCCAGCCUGUCAGUGCCACGCGGGAGAACCAGACAAGAUGCCCUUUCUUCACCUCCAUGUUCAACCUCGUGGACCUUCCCGGUCACCCCGCAAUGCAGCAGUGACCAUUCCCUGGUCUCCCUCUGCCAUCUAUCUUCUGCAGCGCCCCUCUCAGGAGAGGCCUCUACACAGCGACUGCCACCGAGCAGAGAUCGACAUCAGCUUCGAGGAGCUGGGGUGGGACAACUGGAUCGUCCAUCCGAAAGUGCUGACGUUUUACUACUGUCACGGAAACUGCUCGGGUGGGGAUCGAAUCACUGCAAUGUUGGGGAUCACUCAGUGUUGCGCUCCCGUCCCGGGGACCAUGAGGUCCCUGAGGAUCACCACGACAUCUGAUGGUGGAUACUCAUUCAAGUAUGAGACCUUGCCUAACAUUAUACCUGAAGACUGUACAUGUAUCUGAACAUCAGACCUUAAAGGCCAGUUCACCCAAAUAAAAGAUUUCAGUUUACUUACAAGUCAGUUGAAAUUUGAUUAUUGUUCUUAUUAAACUUUCUUUUGUCUUAUUCACCUACAAUUUUGUCCUGAUUGUUCUUUAGUUUGGGUGUGUGCAACAUAAGCCUCAAAACAGAUUGUACUUUAUAUGUGAACCUUGAUUAAAGUGUUAUUUAGCAGG